AUGAAGCGGAAUACUCGCAGGGGCAGUGCCGAAAGGGGCACAGGCAGCGCCGAAAUGGGCAGAGGCAGUGCCGAAAUGGGCAGAGGCAAUGCCGAAAUGGGCACAGGCAGUGCCGAGAAAGGCAGAGGCAGUGCCGAGAAAGGCAAAGGCAGUGCCGAAAAGGGCAGAGGCAGUGCCGAGAAGGGGUCGUCGUAA
This is a messenger RNA of Haemonchus placei, 195 nucleotides long. Lineage: Eukaryota; Metazoa; Nematoda; Chromadorea; Rhabditida; Trichostrongylidae. The record is from the annotation of a GenBank genome assembly.